Messenger RNA from Chrysochloris asiatica (Cape golden mole), 1806 nucleotides. It is a transcript of the gene CHRM2, whose product is annotated as cholinergic receptor, muscarinic 2. Lineage: Eukaryota; Metazoa; Chordata; Mammalia; Afrosoricida; Chrysochloridae. Gene Ontology annotation, cellular component: plasma membrane; dendrite; synapse. Gene Ontology annotation, biological process: G protein-coupled receptor signaling pathway, coupled to cyclic nucleotide second messenger; regulation of smooth muscle contraction; regulation of heart contraction. Bases 50 to 1450 code for a protein of 466 amino acids. The transcript has a single exon. The record is from RefSeq and is a predicted model, not a curated record. Gene Ontology annotation, molecular function: G protein-coupled serotonin receptor activity; G protein-coupled acetylcholine receptor activity.
AGGUUUAAAUGUUUAAUUGGCUACUUGGCAACUGAUCAAAGAACACAGAAUGAAUAACUCCACAAACUCCUCUAGCAAUGGUGUGGCUCUCACCAGCCCUUAUAAGACCUUUGAAGUGGUUUUUAUUGUACUGGUGGCUGGAUCCCUGAGCUUGGUGACUAUUAUUGGGAACAUCCUGGUCAUGGUCUCCAUUAAAGUCAAUCGUCACCUUCAGACCGUCAACAAUUACUUCUUGUUCAGCUUGGCCUGUGCUGACCUCAUCAUAGGUGUUUUCUCCAUGAACUUGUAUACCCUCUACACUGUGAUUGGCUACUGGCCUUUGGGACCUGUGGUGUGUGACCUCUGGCUAGCCCUGGACUAUGUGGUCAGCAAUGCUUCAGUGAUGAAUCUGCUCAUCAUCAGCUUUGACAGAUACUUCUGCGUCACCAAGCCUCUGACCUACCCUGUCAAGCGGACCACCAAAAUGGCGGGCAUGAUGAUUGCCGCUGCCUGGGUCCUCUCCUUCAUCCUCUGGGCCCCAGCCAUUCUCUUCUGGCAGUUCAUCGUAGGGGUGAGAACUGUAGAGGAUGGUGAAUGCUACAUUCAAUUUUUCUCCAAUGCCGCCGUCACCUUUGGCACGGCCAUCGCAGCUUUCUAUUUGCCAGUGAUCAUUAUGGCUGUGCUAUACUGGCACAUCUCCCGAGCCAGCAAGAGCAGGAUAAAGAAGGACAAGAAGGAACCUGCGGCCAGCCAAGAUCCAGUUUCUCCAAGUCUGGUGCAAGGGAGGAUAGUGAAACCAAACAACAACAACAUGCCUAGCAGUGAUGAUGGCCUAGAGCACAACAAAAUCCAGAAUGGCAAAGCCCCCAGAGAUGCCGUGAUGGAAAACUGUGUCCAGGGAGAGGAAAAGGAGAGCUCCAAUGAUUCUACCUCUGUCAGUGCUGUCGCCUCAAACAUGAGAGAUGAUGAAAUAACCCAGGAUGAAAAUACAAUCUCCACUUCCCUGGGCCUUUCCAAAGAAGAGAACUCUAAGCAAACGUGCAUCAAAACUGGCACCAAGACCCACAAAGGGGAUUCGUGUAAUGCCACUAAUGCCACCGUGGAACUAGUUGCUUCUGCCGGUCAGAAUGGGGAUGAAAAGCAGAACAUAGUAGCCCGCAAAAUCGUGAAGAUAACAAAGCAGCCUGCCAAGAAGAAGCCUCCUCCUUCUCGGGAAAAGAAAGUGACUAGGACAAUCUUGGCCAUUCUGUUGGCUUUCAUCAUCACCUGGGCCCCAUACAAUGUCAUGGUGCUCAUUAACACCUUCUGUGCACCCUGCAUCCCAAACACCGUGUGGACAAUUGGCUAUUGGCUCUGUUACAUCAACAGCACCAUCAACCCUGCCUGCUAUGCGCUUUGUAAUGCCACCUUCAAGAAGACCUUCAAACACCUUCUCAUGUGUCAUUACAAGAACAUAGGAGCCACGAGGUAAACCCUAUUUGAAAUGAAGGAAGAUAGGUCAAGGGGACUUGUGGAGAAUGAAGGAAUACAACAGCUCCUGGUUUUAAAAUAUCUGCCAUUGUACUUCAUAGUAUUAUGAUGGUACGCAAUUAAGGAGCCCAAUAAUGACAUCUUAUCACGCUUCAGCUCCAGAAAUGAGCACCUUAUGAACCUUGUCAUUUUAGGAACAAUGAGAGAAUGAAAGAGACACAUUGGAUUGUAGAUUUAAGGAACAAUCUAUACUUUCUUGUAGUCUCCUGAAGAAGGGCUUCUGAAUCUACAAUUUUUUCUGUCUCUGCACGUAGGAUUAUCCUUUUUUUUUCUUUCUUUCUUUCUUUGUAUGUACCC